Humulus lupulus (European hop) is the source of this 8932-nucleotide messenger RNA. RefSeq lists its product as uncharacterized. Gene Ontology annotation, molecular function: helicase activity; ATP binding. Lineage: Eukaryota; Viridiplantae; Streptophyta; Magnoliopsida; Rosales; Cannabaceae. The transcript has 14 exons. The record is from RefSeq and is a predicted model, not a curated record. The coding region runs from base 156 to 8600 and encodes 2814 amino acids.
AAAUUAUAAAGCAUGCAAGGCCUUAUCGUAUUCUCCCUUUUGUCUCUUUCUCCAGUGGGAAGUUAAUAUGAGAAAGUGAUCAUAUCAGAGUACUUGUAAUGGAGAGUUGAGGUUUGAAUUAUUAUUGUUCAGGGAAGAAGAGAGUGAAUGAGUUGAUGAUGAUGAUGAUGAAGGGAGAAGCUUCGCAGUCUAAGAAAAAUAAGAAUAAGAAAUCAUCUGCUGCAGAUCGUUUGACUGACACUAUCUUUUCUUGGUCUCUUCAAGAUGUUUUCAAUGAAAAUCUUUUCAUCAACAAGAUUGGAAAGAUUCCGGACUCAUUUCUUUCAGUUGAGCAUUAUUUGGGGUCUUAUAUCAACCCUUUAUUGGAAGAAACUCGAGCUGAAUUGCACUCAAGCAUGGAAAUCCUAUAUGGAGCGCCUUUUGCUGACGUAAUCGCUUUCGAAGAAGCUAAACCACAUGGGAAAAAAAACUAUAAAUUUCGAGUUAAUGAUUGGAGAAACAAACACAGUAAAGGUGGCAAGGAGCCUUACAAAACUUUGCCUGGAGAUAUUUUUGUUUUGGCAAAUGGUAAACCUGAAACUGUUGGUGAUCUCCAAAGGGUAGGCAGGUCUUGGGCUUUUCUAUCACUCACUAAACUCAAUGGAAAUGGUGGUACUACAUUCACAGUUAAGGCAUCAAAAGAGAUUAAACAUGACUUUCAAAAGGCGCAGACAUCGCUGUGCAUCGUUUUCUUGGCAAAUUUUAUCCCUAUCAGAAGGAUAUGGGAAGCAUUGCAUAUGUCAUGCAAUGUGGAGUUUCUGAAUAAAGCUCUAUGCAUUGAUUCUGAGGCUAAGAGAUGGUGUGAUGGCUGUUUCAAAAUAAAUAAUGGAAUAUGGGAUGAAAAAUUGGUGAGGAACUUAUCUUCUGAACUGAAUGAAUCUCAGACCAAAGCUGUUCUUUCAUGUCUUCAUAUGAUGGACUGCAAGAGAAAAUCUUCUUUGGAACUUAUAUGGGGUCCCCCAGGAACAGGGAAAACUAAAACUACGAGUACUCUUCUUGUCACCCUGUUGAGAAUGAACUAUAAAACUCUUGUUUGUGCUCCAACGAAUGUUGCAAUUACUGGAGUGGCUUCUCGUGUUCUGAAGAUGGUGUUAGGUACACAUGGUGAUGAUUUGUUCUGUUCAUUGGGGAAUAUUCUUCUUUUUGGCACUAAGGAGAGACUCAACGUUGGUGAAGAUCUUGAAGACAUAUAUCUAGAUGCUCGAGUUGAAAAGCUUGAAAAGUGCUUCAGAUCAUAUGGUUGGAGACAUAGCUUGAGUUCCAUGAUAGAUCUUCUUGAAAAUUCUGUUUCUAAGUACAAUGACAUGUUGGAAAUUGAUUCAACCAAAGAGAAAGAAGAAAGCAGUAUAAGUAUAAAUGAAGAGAAGAGAAACAGAAACAGAAACAGAAACAAAAAUGAUUGCAAAGUUGGCAAGAAAAAAUUUCCAACAUUUCUUGAGUAUGUGAGAGAGAAAUUUAACAUGACUUUCUCAGAACUUAGAGAAUACUUCUCUAUCAUCUGUACACAUACAACAAAAAGUUACAUUUCUGGAAAAAUAUUUCAAGAUAUGGUAUCCCUUAUUGGCUCACUUGCUUCUUUCCAAUCAUUGCUGUGCAACAAGAGUGUGGUUUCUGAAGUACUGGAAAAGCUAUUUUCUUGUGCCGAAGUAAAUGAAUAUCUUUCUUGUUCAUUUGUAGAUGAUACAUCCUUGGGGAUCAAUUUGAGGAGAAAGAAAUGUGUUUCAAGUAUGAGAUCCCUUCGUGAUUCCCUUAACAGACUCGACUUUUCUUGGAUUAAGAGCCAAGAAACAAUAGAGAAAUUCUGUUGGGAAAGUGCUUCAGUAAUUCUUUGUACUGUAUCGAGUUCUUAUAAGCUGCAUAGAUUGAAGAUUAAGCCAACCAUUUUGAUUAUUGAUGAAGCUGCACAACUGAAAGAGUGUGAAUCAACCAUACCUCUUCAACUUCCAGGUGUACAGCAUGCUAUUUUUGUUGGUGAUGAGUGGCAAUUACCAGCAACUGUCAAAAGCAAAGUUUCCGAGAAAGCUGGCUUCGGAAGAAGUUUGUUUGAAAGGCUGAGCUCACAAAAUCAUCCGAAGCAUCUCCUUAAUGUGCAAUACAGGAUGCAUCCAUCAAUAAGCAUUUUCCCAAAUUCACAAUUCUAUCAUAACCAGAUAUUGGAUGCUGCUAUCGUUAAAAUGAAAAGCUAUAAAAGAAAAUAUCUUCCAGGUCCAAUGUUUGGUCCAUAUUCCUUUAUUAAUAUAAUUGGUGGAAUAGAGCAAAAAGAUGGAGAUGGACGCAGUCGAAAAAAUAUGGUUGAGGUAGCUGUUAUCAUGAGAAUACUGCAGAAGUUAUACAAAGCCUGGGUUAAGUCAAAAUGUGAGCUUAGUGUUGGUAUUGUGUCUCCAUAUGCUGCCCAAGUGGUUGCAAUUCAAGACCAACUUUGGAAUAAGUACAAUGAAAGGGAUGGCUUCCAAGUAAAGGUAAAGACAGUUGAUGGCUUCCAGGGUGGGGAAGAGGACAUAAUAAUAAUGUCCACGGUACGUUGCAGUGGUUGGCAUUCUCUGGAUUUCAUAUCCAAACCACAAAGAACUAAUGUUGCUCUAACAAGGGCUAGGCACUGUCUCUGGAUUUUGGGUGAGGAAAGAACUCUAGUCAAUAGUCAAACUGUUUGGACUUCUAUUGUCACUGAUGCAAAAAAUAGAAAAUGCUUCUCUAAUGCCGACAGUGAUGAGGAUUUGGCCAAGGCUAUAACAGAGGUCAAGAAAGAGUCUGGUCAAUUUGAUGAUAUGAUCGAUAAAGAUAGUAUACUUUUCAAGCGUUCUAAGUGGAAGGUUUUUUUCAGUGAAAACUUUCUAAUGUCAUUCAACAAACUUGAAGUAGUUGAAGCAAAGAGACCAGUAAUUAAACUUUUACUUAAGCUUUCUGAUGGCUGGAGACCAAGGGGGCCUAGUGUAGUGUCUAGUGUGUCACUAUGUGAAAACUCUUUGCAAAUUAUGAGUUUCAAGGUUGAAGGCCUUUGUAUCCUCAGCACAGUUGACAUAGUAAAAGAGUAUUCGGGUUACAAACAAGUUUUGAAGAUUUGGGAUUUGUUGCCCCAUGAGGAAAUUCCAAGAUUGAAAAACAAGCUCGACAUUAUUUUUGAGAAGUACACUGAGGAAUUUAUCAACAAUUGCAAUGAAAAGUGCUUCGAAGGAAAAUUGGAAAUACCAAAGAGCUGGCCGCUCUCUUCAAACAUUGUCUGUUUUGAGGAUCUUUCCCUGCACCAAGUUGGGAAUGACUAUAGAAGUUAUUUUCAAAAUUCAAGGAUUAAUGAGAGUCCAUUGCCGAUGAAAUUCUACUCCCUAUCAAAUUGUGUAGUGAAUCACAUGCUAUCUGACCGUGAUGGUAGAGAAUUGGAUCUCCCUUUCGAAGUACCAGACCAAGAAAGAGAGAUCAUCCUUUUCAAUAAAAGUACUUUCGUAUUGGGACGGUCAGGUACUGGGAAAACUACUGUCUUAUCCACGAAGUUGUUCCAAAAAGAAUAUAUGCACCGCCUAACAAUGGAAGGACUUUAUGGAGCCAAGAGCAAUGGGAGUGGAAAUGUCAAUAAAAAAAAUGUCGUCACAAGAAACUCAGGAAAGACUACGGGAAAUGUUUUACGACAACUUUUUGUGACAGCAUCUCCUAAGCUUUGCGAUACUGUCAAGCACAGCAUUUCAUUCUUGAGAAGUGGUAGUCAUUCAGCUGAAAGCGGUAUGAUAGACAAAGAUAAUAUUGAUAAUGAAGAUUCAGAAUUCAAGAACAUCCCAGACUCCUUUCAUGACAUCCCCCUUAAUUCAUACCCUCUUGUCAUAACAUUCCAUAAGUUCUUGAUGAUGCUUGACGGAACACUGAGUAAAUCUUAUUUCCAAAGAUUUCUUGAUAUGGAUGAAGAUUCUCAAAGUCAAAUACCCAGUUCAAGAUCACAUACAUUUCAUUCCUUCUUCAGGAGCAAGGAAGUCAAUUAUGAAAGAUUUUGUUCACAGUAUUGGCCUUGUUUUGAUUCCCAAUUCACGAAAAAGCUUGAUCCUUCCUGUGUCUUUACUCAGAUAGUUUCUCACAUCAAAGGCAGCCUACAAGCCUUGGAAACAAAUGAUGGUAAACUCACAAGGAAGAAUUAUGUUAUGCUGUCAAAGGAAUGCGGCUCUACUUUAAGGAGGAAGAAAAGAGAGAUGAUAUAUGACAUAUUUCAGACUUAUGAAAAACUGAAGUUGGAAAAUGGUGAAUUUGAUUUGGCUGACUUUGUAAGUGAUCUUCAUUUUCGACUUAGACAAGAAGGAUAUGGCAGUGACAAAAUGGAUUUUGUAUAUAUUGAUGAGGUGCAAGACCUUACAAUGAGUCAAAUUGCUUUGUUUAAACAUGUAAGCAGUAACUUGGAAGAGGGUUUUGUUUUUUCUGGAGAUGUUGUAAAACCAACUAUUGGGGGCAUUGAUUGCAGGAUUCAAGACAUACGAUGUGUUUUUGAUAAGAAGUUUGCUCUGAAACCCAUGAUGAACAAGAAUGGAAAAGGGGGACACAUCACUCACAUGUUCUGUUUGACUCAAAACUUUCGUAGCCAUGCUGAUAUUCUAAAACUAUCCGGGAGUAUUAUUGAACUGUUGUAUCAUUUCUUCCCUCAAUCUAUUGAUAUUAUUGAACCUGAAACUCAUAUGGUCCCUGGUGAAGCUCCAAUUUUACUUCAAGCUGAGAAGAAUGAAAAUGCAAUCAUAAAACUUUUUGGGAAAGGUGACAACUUAAGCAAAAAUGCCAUUGGUUUUGGUGCGGAGCAGGUAAUUUUGGUCAGAGAUGAAACGACUCGACAAAGUAUAAAGGACAUUGUUGGAAAGAAAGCUCUUAUCGUAACCAUACUUGAGUGCAAGGACUUGGAGUUUCAGGAUGUAUUGUUGUACAACUUUUUUGGAUCUUCACCACUGAGAAAUCAAUGGAGGCUUAUAUAUAAAUACAUGAAUGAGCAAGAUAUGUUGGACUCCACGUCACCGCAUUUUCCUCUUUUCAACGAGUGCAAGCAUAGGAUUUUGUUGGCUGAGCUAAAGAAACUAUAUGUUGCCAUUGCAUGUACAAAGAAGAGGUUGUGGAUUUGUGAUGACACUGAAUUCUCCAAACCUAUGUUUGACUAUUGGAUGAAGGGGUGUCUUGUGCAAGUUCAAAAACUGGACGAUUCACUUGCUCUGUCAAUGCAAGUCUCAAGCAGUCCACAAGAGUGGAAAUCGAGGGGUGUCAAGCUAUAUUAUGUGCACAACUAUGAAAUGGCCACAGUUUGCUUUGAAAAGGCUCAUGACACACUUUGGGAAACGAAGUCUAAAGUUGCUGGCCUUCAAGCUAUGGCUGACAGAAUGCGUACUUCCAAUCCUGAAGCAGCUAAUGUAUUCAAAACUAUGGGAAAGUUUGAUUCUGCAGCAAGUUGUUAUAGAAAUUCGGGAGACUACGAACAAGCAGGUAGGAUUUAUCUGGACAAAUUUGGUGAGUCCGGGCUACAGAGAGCUGGGGAGUGCUUCUUCCUGGCAGGUCAUUAUGAACAAUCUGCUAAUGCCUAUGCCAGAGACAAUUUGUUCUCAGAGUGUCUGAAUGUAUGUGCCAAAGGACUCUUAUUUGACAAGGGUUUGGCAUACAUACAAUCCUGGAAACAGCAAGCUAAACAAAACUCUGAUGUGACUAGCAGAGGCACAGAAAUAGAAAAAAUUGGUCAGGAAUUCUUGGAGAGCUGUGCUCUACAUUAUUAUAAGCUUGAAAACAAAAAUUCUAUGAUGAGAAUUGUUGAAGCUUUUGAUUCCAUGAAUUCAAUCCGUAAGUUUUUGCGGUCGUUGGGCUGUUUUGAUGAGCUCAUGUCAUUGGAAGAAAAAUCAGGAAAUUUUGUGGAAGCUGCAGAAAUUGCAAAGCUAAGAGGAGAUAUACUAGUUGUGAUAGAUCUUCUUGAGAAGGCUGGGAAAUUUAAAGAAGCAGCAACACUUGUUCUUUCCUAUGUUCUUGCCAACUCACUCUGGUCAUCUGGUAAAAAAGGCUGGCCCUUACAGUUGUUUAAACAAAAGGAUAAUCUUUUAACAAAAGCCAAGUCAUUUGCCAAGAACGAGAGCCAAGAAUUCUAUGAUUUUGUUUGCACAGAAGCUGAUAUUAUGACAAAUAAGAAGUGUGACCUGACAAUGAGCAAAAAUCAAAUGAUUGCUUCUCAGAGACAUAAGAGUGUUAGAGGGGAAAUCCUAUCUGUUCGGAGAGUUCUUGAAGCUCAUCUUGAUUCAAAGCUCACAAACUAUUUCUGGGAAGAAUACUUAGGGCAUGAUCAUCUGAUGCAUUCAGAAGAAAUGACUUCUGAAAUUCAUGUUUCAGUUGAGUCACUAGUCUAUUUCUGGAAUAUUUGGAAGGAUAAAAUUCUUAGAAUUUUUGAAUAUCUUGGACAUCUACAAACUCGGGAUGUCGAUGAAUUCACGAGUUAUGAAGAGUUCUGUUUGGACUAUUUAGGUGUUUUGAGGCUGUCUCACAAUUUGGGCACAAACUAUGUCUUGCUCCACCCUGAUGCUGAUUGGGCUAAAAAUGUGGAGCAAAUAUAUGUUGGGAGUAAUGGAAAGUUAUUACUUUCUACUGAUGUUGGCGAAUUUGUAUCUGCUGCUCAAAUUUAUUGGUCUUCCGAAGUACUCACUGCUGGUUUCAAGGUUCUGCACAAGCUAGAAGCCAUCUGUAGUACCUUUGUGACUGAUAAAUCUGAUUCUCUUUCAAGGAAAUGCAGGACUCUUACUCUUAUCUAUGAGGUUGCACAAUUUCUUUUAGAGUCCCAAAACCUGAAGAGAACAUGUCAAAAUUCAGAUGAUCUCAAGAAGUUGAUAAGACUAUCAACUGAUUUUUCAGGAAACAUAUUCCCUUUAGAUUGCCAGAAAUCAUUGGUAGAGGACCUUGUUUUUUUCAGAGGAACAGACUUUUGUAAUAAUUUUCUGAGACAAGUGAUUGUUGAGCAAUGCAACUCGAGUAAUAAUCUGUCUUACAGGCAAAUUGGAACUGUAGCCGUGUUUGUACUCGGGUCUAGUAAGCUCAAUGAUGAACUAUUUGAGAAGAUUAUUAAAAGGAUGGAUCAGAACCUUUCAUGGAAGGCAUUCUUUGAGCUUCUGCAUAGGUCUAGAGGAUCAUACUUUUCAAACUCAUCUCUUAUUUGUAGGUUUCAUGGAGUUUUGGUAGAUGCGUACAAUGCAAAUCGCAGGGGAGAAUGUGACCCCAUAUCUCCUGGUUUUUUCUUGUAUCUUGUUGAGCGCCUUGUGAUUUGGUCAUCUUCAUAUAAGGGCUACUUCUAUACAACAAAGUCAGCAUUUGUUGAAUGGCUCAUCUAUGAAGAGAUUCAUCCCCAGGCCAAGUCAAGUUCCAAUACCUCAGUUGGCUUUCAACUCUCUCUUCUAGAACUACUUCAAUUUGUGAUCCAUGUUAUCAAGGAAUGCCUCUACAACGAGCAGUACAUGAUUGAUUGGAUCAACACAUCUCCCUCAAGAGAUGGAAAGUCCUAUUCAUUACUUGUGUCUAGGAUGGUUUUCAUAAUUUGUUUGCUUCAUGCAAAUUUCGGGAUGUGUUCAGAUUUACUCUUUGAUGUGCUGGCAAGGACUAGAAUCACCAAACACUUGCCAUCAAAAUUUUGUGAUACCCUCAAGUCACAUUUUCUUAAUUUAAAUCUGAAUGUGCUUGCUAAAGCAUUUAAGCAGAUUGACAAUUCUCUGGUCGUUGCAAGUUUUGGGACAUAUUUCUCAAAUCCUUUGUUUCCGGAUGCUAUGCUUGUGGAUUUGGGGGCCAAUUGUUGCAAGAAUGACAUAAUAAGAAUAUUGUUUCCGAAAAGAUUUGAAGCUUCAACAGGUUUAAGUCAAGCUUCUGCAAUGGAAGCCUGUGAUUCUAGCAGAGGAAUAGUUUCUACAAGCGGUUCCACAGCAGGGACGAGUUCUGAGCUUAAUUUGGUGAGAGAGCAGAACAGCAGCAUUCUGAACAAAGACGAGACAAAUCCACCAAUGAAUUUGUGCUUCUGGGAAAUAUUUGAAGCCAUUAACUCUGAAAGAAAUGGAAGAGAGCAUGGGAAGCUUACAUCAAAUGCUCAAACAAUUAAGGUGGAUUUGGAAAAAUACAUAGGCCUAUUAACUGCAGCAGUGACUGGAAGUCUUGAGAAACCUCUUGGCCGCGAGGAAAAGAUCUCGUCUAGCGAAAUGGUGGACAUGUUGUAUGAACUGAAGCAACUUUCUGCUGCACUGGAUGCUAGGGAGAUAUUUCUAGUGAAAGAACUUUCUAAGAGGCUGCAAUCAAGAAAACCAAGAAUGGAGGGCAUCUUGAAUCAGUUUUUUCACAAACACACCACAGAUUCUGGCGAUACAACUUUACAGGCUACUGUCAAAACCAGCAACCAGUGUGAUGAUGAUGAAAAAACCACACCUGAGAAAAUUAGCAAAUCGGACAAGGGUGAGUCAAAGGUUUCUGAAGUCAGUAAUGUGUCAACAGUUUCUGAAGCUAGAACAAAUUCAGAGGUUUCUGAACCUGAUACGGUUAAGGAAAACAAAGGAAAAGUUGCAGAAACCAAACCAAAAAAAAAGGAAGGUUGUCACAUUCUCUGAUGCAUGAUACAUGAUACAUGUUGAGUAUAUAUACGAACUCUGUAAUAGUAUCUUUGUUUUAAAAAAACAAAAUGGGAAACAAAUUGUGUGGACAGGUUUCCCUUUUGAAGAGAGUUUGAGGGUCUUGCUGAUCUUUUUGAAUCUCAGCUGAAGCUAACUUGGAAUUCGGAAUCCAAGUGGUAGAACGUACUUAAAGAAUAGAUAUUAGUAGCUUUUGUGUGUACUCAUUUUCCUAGACUGGUUGUAUAUAGCGUUUCACUUCAAAAUUCAUGUCGAAUCCUUGAGACCAUCAACUGUGUGUUCCUCAAUACAAUCGAUGCUUUAAGGACUCU